GCGUCACCUUCAGUGUCCAUAUUACUUCCUACUUCCUUUCCACGCUCCCUCUACUCAAUGUGGUUCCCAGCGUCGCUCGCUCGGCCCAAAGUGCCAAAAUGUACUCUUUCAUUGUUGCAAUCUUGCUUGCACCGAUCAUGGUGAAGGCUCAGGUCGGCGUCUCCGGAGCUCAGGCCCCCCAAAGCGCAGACUACUCCCCGGCUGAGAUCGCAAAUGGCACAGCAUUUAGUAAUGUCUCACUCAUUGCGAAUGAGAACAUGCAGUACAACCUCGUUCACAGGAACAGCACUAACUGCACAUACUACAAUGCCCACCGACGUCGGGAGUGGCGUACUCUACCUCCUGCAGCUCGAAAAUGCUUCACGGACGCUGUGACAUGUCUUAUCAGCAUGGCUCCUAUGCGGAUGACGGCAGAUGAGGCGCCAUACUACCCUGGAGUUCGGUCGAGGUAUGAUGAGUACGUCGCCACCCAUAUAAAUUAUACCUUCAAUAUCCACGACACAGCCAACUUCUUCGCUUGGCAUCGAGCCUUCAUACACUUCUGGGAGCAAGACUUGCGUACUCUUUGCGGCUACGACGGCUUUCUACCCUACUGGGAUUGGUCUCUUGACGCAGCGGCGCCACAAAACAGUCCGCUCUUUGUGGGAGACGCAUACAGUAUGGGAAGCAACGGCGUCUUCGUUGCUAACCGGUCUGACACAUGGCUGGCGGCGCAGAACGUGACCUACCCUCCAGGUACCGGCGGCGGCUGCGUACGUAGCGGACCGUUCGUCAACUACACUGUCAACCUUGGCCCGCUAGAUCUGCCACACGCGGUCAACGUGCAGAGCCCUUUCCGGUACAAUCCACGCUGCCUCACCCGUGAUCUUAACCCUUGGUUUAGCCAGAACUACAACACCUUUACCAACCUUACGCAUACCAUGCUCGAUAAUAUCUACAUCUCGGACUUUCAAGCAACCGUCCAAGGCUACGGGUCUGAGAGUAAUCGAUUCGGUAUUCAUGGCGGAGGACACUGGAUGGGCGGUGGUAGCAUGAGCGACUUUCACAGCUCUCCAUCAGACCCGGUGUUCUUCCUCCAUCAUGGGCAGAUUGAUCGUAUCUGGACCAUCUGGCAGAAUCUGGACAUCUACCGGAGGCAGAACGCUAUUUACGGCACUUCGACGCUGGGAAACGAGCCACCCAGUGCGGAGAUGACGCUCGACGAUAUGCUGCCUUUCGGCUUGGUGGCGGAUGAUGUGCGGUUCGGAGAUGUGAUGGACACUUUCGGCGGUCCGUUUUGUUACAGAUAUGUUUGACAAGAAGAAGUUCAGGUGAUGCUUGAACCAGAGCGUUCCUGGCCACUCCAGCUGAGUUGACCGUAUAUCGCUCAGCUCGGGCAUUGCGAGCAACAUUGUCUGGCCGCGGGAAAUUAUGAAAACAAAGUGGUUGCUACGCAUCGAAGAUAUCGAUACUUUUGCUUUCUGUUCACUAUCUGUAGGUAUCG
Molecule: messenger RNA, 1483 nt
Organism: Baudoinia panamericana UAMH 10762
Lineage: Eukaryota; Fungi; Ascomycota; Dothideomycetes; Mycosphaerellales; Teratosphaeriaceae
Exons: 3
Coding region: 99-1295 (398 amino acids)
Molecular function (GO): oxidoreductase activity
Source: RefSeq, a predicted model, not a curated record